AUUUGUGGUGAUCACAUGGUAUGAUAAGAAUGUCAGGACAGGAAUGUCAGGAAAGGUUAUUUCUGGACCUUAUUUCGGUAACACUCUUACAUGGCGAAUAACAGGAAUCAACACACAUUAGCAGUCCUUGUCGCCUUCGCCGUCCUGUGUUACUGGACAGAGGGGUGUGAUGACGUCAGCAGGCAGGCGUGUCACGAUCUGAUGUCAUCCAACAGUGACCUGUGUAACGAUGUGUGUCUGUCAAGUGUUUGUGCACGGACUUGUGGAAAGUGCACAUUGAAGUGCUAUUCCUGCCAUGAAGUCAAUAGACCUGAGGAUUGCAACACAACCUUAGAAUGUCCAUCCAGUGAUUACCAAUGCAUCUCUGUGAAAUCGUUCACUGGGCAGUUUCAGGAAGUAUACAAACUCGGAUGUGCACCUGGCAAUGUUUGUGACAAUGCGGACCUUGAAACGUCCUGUUGUACAGAUGACCUUUGUAACAACCACAAACCCUUGCCGCCAACAACUACAACAACUACUACUACUACUACUGUUACUGCAAAAAUAACAACACCAACAAGUAAAACGAGUGAUACAACCACAGGAGGUUCAGGAGUUCUAUUAAUUGGCCGACGUGAGAACAGUGACCCCUUUUGUUCGGAGUCCGCCCCUGCAGUUUGUCAGGAAUUGCUUAGAUCAGAUACCAACGUCUGUUCCAAGGAGUGCAUUAAGUCCAUGUGUCCAGUGUCCUGUGGAAAAUGCAAACUCUGCUACAAUUGUCCAUAUGUAGCCGAAUCCGAUUUAUGUAACGCAACAUCGUUGUGUUCGCAUGAUGAGUUAUGUUAUGGACUUGAAACUGUCAACUCUUACCAGGAGCAUGGGUUUAGACUCGGAUGCGCUCCACAACCGGUUUGCGACUCCAUUGCAACAAUAUCUACAAACACAUUUGGAAAUAGGGCCAUAAGAAUUCUAGUCGGUGGUUGUUGUCAUGACAACCUGUGUAACACUCACAUUAAGAAAAUAUCAACAACAACAACUAGCACAACAACGACAACAACAACAACAACACCUACGACAACUCACAAUUAUUGUCAUUGUCCUUCUGACGGUCACACGUACCAUGGACAUUGCUUCUUCGUCUCUAUAGAUAGUUACACUCAUAAUGAUGCAAAGACAUUUUGCCAAUCCCGUUGUGCAAGUUUGGCUCAAUUUAGUUCCGAAAGUGAACUAGAAAAGAUAGUAAACGAAAUUCGGGGUUCAUCUUUGCAUCAAUCCGGACGCCGUUUUAUUUUGGACACCAUAUCAUCAAACCAGUAUUUAUCCCGCACUGCUCUACAUAUUGAUGCCGUUUAUGACACACGUCGACACUGGGUUUGGGAAUCCACAAUGUCCAGAAUUUCGCAUGAUAUAACCCGAAACGCAACCAACCCAAAUCAUUAUUCGUGCGGGGCUGUACGCAGUUGGCUAUGGCGUCCUCAUCUGGUUGGAGUGACGUGUUCAACGCUUCAUAACGCUCUGUGUUUGCUGCACUGAUUUUUAAUUUUACACACACUGACAUUUCGGUUUUAAGAUUAAGAUAUUGUCCUUUUUUAAAUAAAAGUUUGAGAAAGAA
Molecule: messenger RNA, 1591 nt
Organism: Magallana angulata
Lineage: Eukaryota; Metazoa; Mollusca; Bivalvia; Ostreida; Ostreidae
Exons: 12
Coding region: 91-1512 (473 amino acids)
Source: RefSeq, a predicted model, not a curated record